Molecule: messenger RNA, 1986 nt
Organism: Pyrus x bretschneideri (Chinese white pear)
Lineage: Eukaryota; Viridiplantae; Streptophyta; Magnoliopsida; Rosales; Rosaceae
Product: molybdate-anion transporter
Exons: 8
Coding region: 228-1613 (461 amino acids)
Biological process (GO): molybdate ion transport
Cellular component (GO): membrane
Molecular function (GO): molybdate ion transmembrane transporter activity
Source: RefSeq, a predicted model, not a curated record
CCGGGAAAUCUUGAACCCCUUUUUUCAAUUCAACAAAUCGCAUUCCCACCACCUAAACUUCGCAUUCCACUCCACGUCCGUUUCACAGUUGGUACCCGGUCCUUUAUAAGCUUCUCAACUACUCAACACUCCCUCCCACUCGCUCCACCCCCUCUUUCUCUCAUCGAUUCCCUUUUGUUUUCUGGGUUUUAGAGAGAGACUGAGAGCUCGCAGCAGCAGCAGCAGCAAUGGAGUUGUUCUACAUCCUUCUGUUCGGGGGAAUGGCAGCGGUGGUGGCAGCUCUCGAGCUGAGCAAGAACAACAAAGAUCGCAUUCAUACCACCUCUGCUUUCAAUGCCUUCAAGAACAAUUACCUCCUCAUAUACUCUCUCAUGAUGGCCGGUGAUUGGUUGCAGGGUCCAUAUGUUUACUAUCUAUACAGCCAGUAUGGGUUCAGCAAGGGGGACAUUGGACAACUUUUUAUUGCUGGCUUUGGAUCAUCCAUGUUGUUCGGGACAGUUGUUGGAUCUCUAGCUGACAAACAGGGUCGGAAGAGGGCAUGUAUUACGUACUGCAUAACUUACAUUCUAAGCUGCUUCACCAAACAUUUUCCCGACUAUAAGGUUUUAUUGUUGGGACGCAUAUUGGGAGGCAUUGCUACUUCUCUACUUUUUUCAGCUUUUGAGUCUUGGCUUGUGGCGGAACAUAAUAAGAGGGGCUUCGAGCAACAGUGGCUUUCAUUGACAUUCUCUAAGGCUGUAUUUCUUGGAAAUGGUCUAAUUGCUAUAGUAGCUGGGUUGCUUGGGAAUCUUCUGGUAGAUACUCUGGGAUUUGGCCCCGUUUCUCCAUUUGAUGCUGCUGCAUGCUUUUUGGCAAUUGGCAUGGCAAUUAUAAUGGUAUCAUGGGGUGAAAAUUAUGGAGAUGAUACAGAAAACAAGAACUUACUUACGCAGUUCAGGGGUGCUGCCAUAGCCAUCGCUUCCGAUGAGAAAAUUGCUUUGCUGGGUGCCAUACAGUCCCUAUUUGAAGGCUCAAUGUACACCUUUGUAUUCCUCUGGACUCCUGCUUUGAGCCCAAAUGAUGAGGAGAUUCCACACGGUUUCAUUUUUGCAACAUUCAUGCUAGCCUCGAUGUUGGGAAGCUCUUUAGCGUCUCGGCUGAUGGCAGGUUCAUCCCUAAGAGUUGAGAGCUACAUGCAGAUUGUAUUUGCAGUCUCUGCGGCUUCCCUUCUGCUUCCCAUUGUGACAAGCUUCUUGAUUGCACCUUCCGAUGUGAAAGGUGGGAGCAUGUCAUUAUCAGGGUAUUGUCAGCUUGUUGGCUUCUGCACAUUUGAGGCCUGUGUGGGAAUAUUCUGGCCAUCUAUCAUGAAAAUGAGGUCCCAAUACAUCCCAGAGGAGGCGAGAAGCACCAUCAUGAACUUCUUCCGCAUUCCUCUCAACAUCUUUGUGUGUGUUGUGCUGUACAAUGUUAAUGCAUUUCCCAUCACCAUCAUGUUUGGUAUGUGCUCGAUUUUCCUUUCUAUGGCUGCUGUAUUGCAGAGGCGGCUCAUGGUGAUUUCUGAUGGCCACAAGUCAAAACCAGAAGAAUGGACAAUGCAGGAGAGGGACACAGAAGCGGAGCCAUUAAACGACUAAUUGGAAGAUGAAAAUAACAACAAUAAAGGAAAAAAGAAGAAAAAGGAAAAGAUGUCUGCAAUUUUUUGGUGCUGAAAACAACCUACUGUAAUUUGGAUUUUCAAGCUGUAUAUCUUGGUUUUCUGUUUGCCGUCUGAUCAAUGAGGAAAAUCCCGUUUGAUUCCUACUUCGAAACGAGGUAUGGAGGAUUUUCAGGGGGCAAUCAGCUGGUGGUUACAGCACAAAGAAAUGACUAACAACUCUAGUUACUAUGUGUAGUUCAUGUAUUCUCCAAUUAUGGUAGACUGGUGCUUUAUCAGGUAUAUUUUGUCAUAUGAAUGGUAGAAAAUGUAAGGACACAUGCAAGUUUUUAUUGUCCCCUUAUUUUUUUUUA